Messenger RNA from Anopheles aquasalis, 1327 nucleotides. RefSeq names its product Alpha-methylacyl-CoA racemase (gene Amacr). Gene Ontology annotation, molecular function: alpha-methylacyl-CoA racemase activity. Gene Ontology annotation, cellular component: mitochondrion. Lineage: Eukaryota; Metazoa; Arthropoda; Insecta; Diptera; Culicidae. Gene Ontology annotation, biological process: bile acid metabolic process. The record is from RefSeq and is a predicted model, not a curated record.
AAAACAAAAGUAAGGAAAACCCACAAUACAAGCGGACCAGGAAGAGCCAAAGUUCAGUUUGCUUCUUGGUUUAGCGGCAACGUGACUUGGAAUUAUGGCCCUUAAAGGAUUGAAGGUCGUGGAAUUCGUGGGGCUUGCCCCCGGGCCGUUCUGUGGAAUGUUGCUGGCCGACUUUGGGGCCACGGUCACGCGAAUCGACAUGAACCCCCGGAACCCGCUGGAUGUCCUGCAAGGAGGCAAACGAUCGUUGGCUCUAGACCUGAAGAAACCGAAGGCCAUCGAGGUCGUGCGAAACCUGUGCCGCAAAUCCGAUGUCAUGAUAGAACCGUUCCGCCCGGGAGUGAUGGAAAAAUUGGGUCUUGGGCCAUCGAUCUUGCUGCAGGACAAUCCCGGAUUGAUCUACGCCCGACUAACGGGCUUCGGGCAGAGUGGUUCCCACGCAGCACGUGCAGGUCACGAUAUCAACUAUGUGGCCCUCUCUGGCGUUCUAUCGUUGUUGGGGAAACGGGGAAACAAACCGUCGUUUCCAAUCAAUCUGUUGGCCGACUUCGCCGGCGGUGGGAUGAUGUGUGCCUUUGGCAUUCUGGCAGCGUUACUCGAACGGCAUCGGUCCGGUCGUGGUCAGAUCGUGGAUAAUGCGAUGGUCGAAGGAGCCGCCUACAUUGGAAGUUGGUUGUUCCGCUCCCGAAAUCUGCCUAUCUGGGGAAAGCCUCGCGGGGAGAACAUACUCGAUGGAGGAGCCCACUUUUACGACACGUACGAAACACGCGAUGGCAAGUUCCUGUCGGUGGGUGCGAUAGAGAACCGGUUCUACCGACAGUUGCUCGAGGGUCUUGGUCUCGAUCCCGAAUUAUCCCAGUUUGAAGACGAGGAAGAGCGCAAAAAGCUGUUCGAGGAGCUGUUUCGUUCAAAGACGCGUGACGAGUGGAUGGCUAUAUUUGAGACCAAGGAUGCCUGCGUAUUUCCGGUGCUCGAACUGGACGAAGUCGAAUCGUACACCCAUAACCGGGAGAGACGCGUGUUUCUUGAUCGAAACCAAAUCGAAGACUCGACCGUUGUGCCAACGCCCGCCCCGAAGUUAAGCCGAACUCCGGCCACUUCCGGUGCAUUAGCCAAGAGCCGCGAUGAGCUGGAAAUGACGGUUGAAAUAUUAGGCGAAGUAGGCAUCGAUCGACCCGAAGUGAUUCGACUGCAUGAGCAGGGUGUCGUUUUACUUUCCUCUGCACCAAAGUUGUAACGACUUGGCUAUCACGCCUGUUGUUGACUAGUUUUAAGCAAGGUAUUAGUGGGAAUAAAGGGAAACGGGAAGAAUGGUUUUUUACAGUAA